Halichondria panicea is the source of this 1823-nucleotide messenger RNA. Its product is annotated as UNC93-like protein MFSD11. The transcript has 17 exons. The coding region runs from base 210 to 1706 and encodes 498 amino acids. The record is from RefSeq and is a predicted model, not a curated record. Lineage: Eukaryota; Metazoa; Porifera; Demospongiae; Suberitida; Halichondriidae.
GGAAGUGGGCGGGGCUACUAAACAACACCCUCUAAAGCAAAGUGGAAGGUCAACUAGCUGUCCAUGCAGAAAGCUUAGAGCUGCUCUCUAUAGGAGUAUCUGAGGCCGAGCAGAGUGACCAGGAGACGCUAUUACCCACACUAGACCCAGAGACCCACCCCGAACCCAGCCAUUCAGAGGAACCAUUAGUCAGAGGCCAGAGAAACAAGAUGGAGUCCGUUCAGCUACUAACUAUGAGCAAGAAGAACUGGCUGAACAUUGUCCUUCUAGGCUUUGGCUUCAUGUUUCUCUUUACUGCCUUCCAGACGUCAGCAUUUGUACAGACGAUCACAAUCAACAGCUUUCUAUCCCCAAAAUGUCAAGGCAACUCAACUAACGGCAGCGGCACCUAUAUUGAUGGCGGCAUCCCUAUCACUGAGGAGUUUGUUUCUGAGCUCGGUUACUACAGCCUGUGUCUCAUCUACCUGAUGGUUGCCAUUGGCAACUGGUUGUCAGUACCCGUGGUGGCAGUGUUUGGAUCACGUCUGUCCCUCAUCAUCACUGGAGCCUUAUACGUGGUGUAUAUAGGGGCUCUGGUUCGACCUUACGUUCCAAUGAUAUUCAUCGGAGCAUUCCUAUUGGGCAGUGCCGGAGGAAUUCUCUGGACGGCACAGGGGCAGAUACUAAUCCAGAAUUCCUCGAAGAGUCGCAUGCCUGUCACUAGCGGGAUAUUCUGGCUUAUGCUACAGUCAAGCUUGAUCUAUGGCAACCUGUUCUUCUUUAUUUUCCUGUCCUAUCAGAAAGGAGACAACAUUUGCUUAGAACACUCGGAGAAUUACAUCAUCUUUGGAGUGUUCACUGUGCUUGGUUUAUUGGGGGUGAUGUUUUUUGUCAUACUGUGGCUAGUCAACCUCAGAGAAAAAGCUCCUAAAAGCAUCCAUUCAACAGCUGUAAAUGUCAACGAGGGUCUGAGUGAGAACAAGGGAUUGCUUACAAAGGGUACCACUGACUAUAGUACUGCCCCCUUGAGUGGAAAGGCUGCUUGUAUCGUAGCUGGCAGGUCACUAGUACGUGCUGUGAAGCUCAUGUUUAGUGUGGACAUGAUGCUGCUCAGCAUCACCUUCAUCUACACAGGGUACGAGCUCAACUUCUGGAGUGGAGUGUACGGUACAGUAGUGGGUAGGACUGGAGUGUUCAACAGGGCCAACAUUGGACUAGCUGGACUCUUCAUUGGUCUUGGAGAGAUAGUCGGAGGUGGUUUGUUUGGUAUAUUUGGUCGCUAUACUAAUCGCUGGGGCAAGGACCCGGUGGUACUAUUGGGCAUGCUAGUACACUUUGCUGUGUAUCUACUCGUCUUUUACAACCUCCCCGAGAAUUCCAGUAUAAAGAAUAUAUCCGUACCGGACUCAUUUGGAGCGCUAUUCAACCCAUCAAAUAUCUAUGUCGUGAUGGUGUGUGCGUUCCUGCUGGGACUGGGAGAUGCUUGCUUCAACACACAGAUCUACUCCAUCAUUGGUGCCCUGUACCCCUCGGAUGAAAACAGUGCUCCUGCCAUGGCUCUCUUUAAAUUCUUCCAGUCACUGGCGGCAAUGGUUGGUUUCCUCACCUCCUCCCUCAUCACACUACAGUGGCAGCUGCUAGCUCUCGUGGUGCUAGGAGCCGUGGGAACUCUGACCUUUGCCCUCGUGGAGUGGAAGCAUUACAAGCCACCUCAGCACAAAGACUAACUGACGACUGUGUGCUAGUGUGCUUAGACUUUGAUAUUAUUAUUAUAGUCCCCUUCCCUUCUUUUUACAGUAUCUUGUUGUGCAUUGAAUUGAUUGUUGCGCUUAUUAUUACUACUG